AUGGGUCAAGACCUGGUUUUAGAGGCUCAAGUGAGAGUAACAGACCCAAAUCUGAAAACGAAGGGUUGGGAUAAUGUGACGGUCCAAACGUUAACAUUGAAUCGCGAAAGGUGUUUGAACAGGGAACUAGUUGAUUCGUUUUUCAGAGUGUUACGUCACAAUAGUGACGAUGUGAUACGACAGAAACUAAACAAUACUAAAGAGAAAAAUGAGAAAGCUGUGAAAUUGAGAUGUAAAGAAUUUGUGGCUCAGGAUCUGUACCCGAGCUGGGAUCUACGAUUGCGUGCGAUUGAUUUCUGCGGGCGUGAAGCUUCGUCUUUGAAGCGUGAACUGGACGAAAGAUAUGCGAGCGAUGCGUCCCAGCGCCCCAUUUUAGAGGCGCGCAUGGAUCCAUAUGCGGCUGCAGAAAGUGUUGCAUCCAAGGAAGCUCAUUUUCAGCAGUGGCGUGAGCUCACGCGCUGGAUCGACAACCAACGGAGAAUCGAACAAAUCUUGCAACGCACGGGAUCCGGCGUUCUUGCCAGGGCCUGUGAUCCAGACACCUCCUACAUUGACGAUUUUGAAAAUUUUAGGAAAUCCAUCAGAUGA
Molecule: messenger RNA, 588 nt
Organism: Lachancea sp. 'fantastica'
Lineage: Eukaryota; Fungi; Ascomycota; Saccharomycetes; Saccharomycetales; Saccharomycetaceae
Source: the annotation of a GenBank genome assembly